This is a messenger RNA of Didymosphaeria variabile, 1023 nucleotides long. RefSeq lists its product as uncharacterized. The record is from RefSeq and is a predicted model, not a curated record. NCBI's taxonomy places the organism in Eukaryota, Fungi, Ascomycota, Dothideomycetes, Pleosporales, Didymosphaeriaceae. Bases 1 to 1023 code for a protein of 340 amino acids. The transcript is spliced from 4 exons. Gene Ontology annotation, molecular function: oxidoreductase activity, acting on paired donors, with incorporation or reduction of molecular oxygen; heme binding; monooxygenase activity.
AUGAAAAAUAUGAAGAUAUCGCCGCAAGCGCCCUGGUUCUGUUCCUCACUCAUUGAUUACUUCGCAGGCCCAAUCGUGCGCAUAGCGCCCAACACACUCUCGUUCAACACCAGAUCCGCGCUCAAUGCUAUUUACGGCACGCGGACAGCAAACGUGAAGAAGGGCGAGUGGUACAAAACUUUUGAUAUCGCAGCCGGUACAUACAGUAGCUUCACCGAGACAGAUCGAGAGAAGCAUUCCAUUAAGCGACGAUGGAUGGCCCCGGCUUUCUCAACUGAGUCCAUCAAGGCGAAUGAACCACUCCUCAUCGACAUCAUUGAGCGCUUUUGUGAGUCUUUGAAACCAGAUGGAGAUGGUUGGGGAGAGAAGUGGAAUGCUCAUCAGAUGUCCGUCUAUCUUGGCUUCGAUAUGAUGGGUGCAUUGGUGUUCGGGAGUGACUUCAAGAGCGUGCAAGAGGAAGGGACUAGGGACUUUGCGGAUUGCGUACUACCGGCCCAAAAGUUGCUUUACUGGCUUUCCUACCUUCCUGUGGCCUUCCUCGUGCGCCCAUUCCUCCGAUCGCAUUUCUUCGAAAUAGUUGGAGGGAAGCCAGUCCAAGACAACAACCGUUUGAUCGACUACGGGAAAGCUCAAGUUCAGGCUCGUCGAAGUAAUGAAGGAAACGAGAAAGGCUUCAGCGACGGCAGAGACUUCCUAUCCAGGCUUGCUUAUAAUGACGAUAAGAAAUCAGGGUGGCGCCCAACAGACCUAGACUUGGAUACAGAGUCCCUCAACAUGAUCAUUGCUGGUGCAGACCCGUAUAGUCAGGUGUUCACGGGUGCUAUAUUCUACUUAGUCCACAACUCGGAAUGUCUGAAGAAAGCUACCGAGGAAGUCCGCUCAACAUUCACAUCCCCCUCAGAAAUCAUCGGCGGCCCUCAAUUAAACUCCUGCACUUACCUCUCUGCCACCAUUGAAGAAUCCCUCCGCCGCCUCGCCCCCGUCCCCUCUCACGUCCCCGCGUCGUCCUCUCGGGCGGCAUGA